GAGAUCUCCAAGAUCAUGUCGAGCUCCUACCUGCGAGGCCUCAACAUSGCCUCCUUCUUUGCGGCCAGUAAGAUCAUCGUCUUCAUCACCUUCACCGUCUAUGUCCUCCUGGGGAACACCAUCUCAUCCAGCCGGGUGUUUGUGGCCGUGUCUUUGUACAGUGCCGUCCGCCUCACCGUCACCCUCUUCUUCCCCUCGGCCGUAGAGAAACUGGCUGAGACGCGCAUCAGCGUCCGCAGGAUCAAGACUUUUCUCCUGUUGGAUGAGAUUGUGAAAAGCGAACAUGGAUUCCUCCAGGRGGAGAAGCAAGAGCCCAAUGUGGAGAUCCAGGACCUGAUUUGCUACUGGGACACGAGUCAGGACGCCCCGUCUCUCCAGAACCUGUCACUCACAGUAAAGUCAGAGCAGCUUGUCGCUGUCAUUGGACCUGUGGGGGCUGGAAAGGUCAGAGGUCAUGUUUCUUGAUGUGCCAGCCUAUUACAUCACUGUAUG
Molecule: messenger RNA, 492 nt
Organism: Salvelinus sp. IW2-2015
Lineage: Eukaryota; Metazoa; Chordata; Actinopteri; Salmoniformes; Salmonidae
Product: ATP-binding cassette sub-family C member 4
Biological process (GO): transmembrane transport
Cellular component (GO): plasma membrane
Molecular function (GO): ATPase-coupled transmembrane transporter activity
Source: RefSeq, a predicted model, not a curated record